This is a messenger RNA of Exophiala spinifera, 1335 nucleotides long. RefSeq lists its product as uncharacterized. Lineage: Eukaryota; Fungi; Ascomycota; Eurotiomycetes; Chaetothyriales; Herpotrichiellaceae. The record is from RefSeq and is a predicted model, not a curated record. The transcript has a single exon. The coding region runs from base 1 to 1335 and encodes 444 amino acids.
AUGGCGUCGCAAAUUAAUGAGAAGACAGGUCGGGCCUCUCUGAAGGAUAAAGCUAGGCUAAUAAAUUCGUCAACGCUUGCACAGGAGUACUCUCGACGCUCGAUUCUCCUCGAAGAAGUGCUUGGCCAGAGUCCUGAAGAGAUCCUCCGACGCACCUUGUCCACCGGAACAGCUGUUGCGACCGCUUCUAGUUCUGCGCAACGGAUGGACCUCUGUCGUCCGCCCUCGCCAGAAACACAACUUGCCUUUCGAGACAUUGGGCGAGGCAGCUGUGGCAGCAUUUUUGAGGUGCCCGGAGCACCCUAUGCCAUCAAGAAGGGCUCCAACGUUGCGGCGAUAUGGAACGACUUUAACCUGACGAACCUGGCGUACAACUCCCACAUCAAAUGUCUGUUCCUCUUCCGGGACGAUUUCCCCAACCACCAAGUCCCACGUUCUCCCCUUGCCCGGUUUUUCAACAGUCCGGAAUCCUCGUGGUGGGAAACGAACAUGUCCUGCUUUCCAGAGGCAGAUCGUGUCAGGGCCGCGGCUUUCCACCUUGACCGAAUUCUGCCCGUCACAAAAGAGACGAGAGAGGCUAUCGUGCAGACGUAUUUCGAACCGGAUCGGUCCACACAGCGGCAAGUUCUGAGCAACAUUGACAACAAGGACUGUCUCGUUCGUGUGUACUUCGGAGAGAAUUCCCCGAGUGACGAACUGUACGAUAGCUCAGAUACCCUACGCAACUUUCCACUCUACGUCGACCGAGCCCAAGAACUUAAAUUAGACAUCGACAAGCUAGCGGAGGAAAUGGCCCUGGGACUGGCGGUCUUGCAUUGGGAGGCUCAGAUUGAUACACAAGAUGUCGAAUUUGUUAUCGGAACCUCUACUACAACGGUACUUAGUAGCUACCAACCCGACCAUCGCAGGCUGCCUCCUCCCGUUUCUACCUUCGAUGACUUCGGCAAGCGAGAGAUUCAGAUGUGGAUGCUGGACUUUGACAAGGCGACACAGGUUGCUCUGAGUGACACAGACAUUGUUCAGAAAUACUUUGUCGCUGUGACAGGCAACGAUCCAUACUUUCCGCACCCGCAGCUGAAUCUCAAAUUAUGGCAGACCUUCAGUCAAGCGUAUCUACAGGCGAGCAAAGUCAUCCUGAAGACGAAGCGGGUCGGGAAUUCUAUGCUUGAGCUUCCAGGCAUGUUGAUCCAACGCUGGGAGCUCUGGGGAGUCACGAGCACGCAAGAUGACGAAGAUGACCCCUUUGAAAGAGGCACCGAUUAUGAGGAGGACGAAGAGGACUUUUCUGAAGCUACAUCUGAGGACGAAGACGACGAUUCGGGACCUGAGCCCUAA